Molecule: messenger RNA, 957 nt
Organism: Candida albicans SC5314
Lineage: Eukaryota; Fungi; Ascomycota; Pichiomycetes; Serinales; Debaryomycetaceae
Gene: PRR2
Product: Prr2p
Exons: 1
Coding region: 1-957 (318 amino acids)
Biological process (GO): protein phosphorylation; mitotic DNA damage checkpoint signaling
Cellular component (GO): nucleus
Molecular function (GO): ATP binding; protein serine/threonine kinase activity
Source: RefSeq, a predicted model, not a curated record
AUGAUGGGGUUUAAGAAAAUAUUCAAGGUUGAAAACCAAAACUCAGAGUAUAAGUUUUCCAGAAAUGAUAUAAAGUCUAGUCAACUAGGGAAAGGGAUUACCGGAUCAGUUGACUUGUAUCAAUCUAAAACACUACCACAUUUCCAAUAUGCUGUGAAAACAUACCAUACUAAAGAUAUUCACGAAUCCAAAAAGGAUUACAAAACCCGAGUGUUGUAUGAAUAUCUAAUACUAUCGAAACUAUCACACUGCAACAUUAUUAAAAUUUAUGACUAUGAUGUAUCGUUCUCUGGAUCAACGAUAAAACUAUUCUUAGAAUUGGGUACUGCCAAUCUAAACCAAUUGAUAAUCAAACAAACAAACACCUUCAACAUAAACGAAAUGUUGUGUAUCUGGAAACAAAUCACCAACGCUGUCAAUUACUUGCAUGAAUUGGAUAUAUGUCAUCGAGAUCUCAAAUUAGAAAAUGUGGUAUUUGAUGUUAAUUAUAAGUUGAUCAAAGUGAUUGAUUUUGCAACUGCUCAAAAACUCAAUAACAACGAAUUAUCCCGUGGCUUGGUAGGAUCUGAGAGUUAUACUGCUCCUGAAACAUACUCAUCAAUACAGUAUGAUGGAAAAUCAAGUGAUGUAUGGUCUUUGGGUAUAAUUUUGUGUUAUCUAAUUAACAAGAAACAACCAUGGAAACUGGCAAUGUGGAGUAACUCUGACUAUCAGCAAUUUAUUAAUCAAGAUAAUUUUCUGCAAGAACCAUAUUUUGUUGAUUUUCCAGUUGAAUCGUUGUUAUUGACGAGUCAAAUCCUCGAACAAGAUCCGUUGAGACGAAUUAAAAUUAAUGACUUCUUUAGUGAUAAAUGGUUUAGUCUUAUUCAGUAUUGUGGUUGUGGUGUUGCUGGUGGUGGUAUUUACAACAAAACUUGUGGGAUUGAUCAUGGGAAAUCUUUCAGAGUCAAAACUUAG